Molecule: messenger RNA, 1362 nt
Organism: Cladophialophora psammophila CBS 110553
Lineage: Eukaryota; Fungi; Ascomycota; Eurotiomycetes; Chaetothyriales; Herpotrichiellaceae
Exons: 3
Coding region: 1-1362 (453 amino acids)
Biological process (GO): regulation of autophagy; cellular response to amino acid stimulus; cellular response to starvation
Cellular component (GO): nucleus; Gtr1-Gtr2 GTPase complex; fungal-type vacuole membrane
Molecular function (GO): GTPase activity; GTP binding
Source: RefSeq, a predicted model, not a curated record
AUGGAGCGCCGAGACGAGGACAAAGCUAGUAGCACGACUAGUGGCGCGAGCCUUGAAGAGCGCCUGAGAAUGGCUUCCAUCAACGCUCAACACGGCCGCCUUCCUGAUUUCCCGGCCGCAUACACUUAUGUUGAACCUCCGAAGACUAACGCGACUGAUGUCAGACCGUUUCUCAAAUCUCUAAGCGACGAAGAGCAAGCUCUGAGUGCGCACGAUACGGACAAGCCACCUUUCGCUCGCCCAUCCGAAUCUUCCUCCUCCUGGCAACAGCCAUCCCGCGUCUCUCAAGGUCAACCCUCCAUCUCAUCGGCAGAUAUGGAUCGCCGACUUCGUCAAAAUAAGCCACGCUUGUUGCUGAUGGGCCAGCGCCGAAGCGGCAAGUCCUCCAUCACCAGUGUUGUCUUCCACAAGAUGCCUCCACAAGAGACCCUGUUCCUCGAAUCUACCACUCGUAUCCAGAAAGACACCAUGCACUCCUUCAUGGACUUCCAAGUCUGGGACUUUCCUGGACAAAUCGACUACUUCGACCCCACGUUUGACACCAACGAAAUCUUUUCUGAGAUUGGAGCACUCGUCUGGGUCAUCGACGCGCAAGAUGACUAUAGCGAGUCCUUGAACCGUUUGACCACCACGAUCCUCAACCUCCAAACCACCUUUCCCCACGUCAACGUCGAGGUCUUCAUCCACAAGAUCGACAGCUUGAACGAUGAGUUCCGAGCUGAAAUCUACCAGGACAUCGCACAGCGCGUCGGUGACGAUCUGAACGACGCAGGCUACAUCAACCCUAACGUCAGCUACCACAUGACUUCGAUCUACGACUACUCCAUUUUCGAGGCAUUCAGCAAGGUCGUCCAGAAGUUGAUCCCACACCUUGACACUUUGGAGAACCUCAUGAACACCCUUGUCAACAACAGCGGCAUGGCCAAAGCCUAUCUCUUCGACAUCCUCAGCAAGAUCUACGUUGCUAGUGAUACGAGACCAGUUGACAUGGAGGUGUACGAAAUGUGUUCUGACUACAUCGACGUCAUUGUGGACAUCACCGACCUUUACGGACACGAGCGCAAGCACGGCUUGGUCCUCGGAGAGCAGAUGCAAGAAACAGAAUCUUCCAUGACAAUCCAUGACGGUACCAUGAUCUACCUCAAGGAGAUGAAUAGAUACCUCUGCCUCGUCACCGUUAUCAAGAAUGAUGACGCCAAGAACAAGAAAGGAUUGAUCGAUUACAACUGCCACAUUUUUCAGGAGGCCCUCAACCAAGUCCUCGCACAGGCUUGGAAUACAGAGAAGGCCACCGGCACCGAGGAGGGUGCGGAGCAGGGUGGCGAGGUGUUAGACCACCAGACAACGCAAGGAGACAAUUGA